UUGCUUUUACAUCAGCAGGCUAUUGUGCUAUCAAAGAUAUUUUGACAGGAAGACCUCUCUGGCACUGUUGCAGAACAGUAGCUCUAACACAGUUGCCUUAGGCUUUUUACUUUUUUGACAAGAAUUAAACUUUCAAAAGGUGGGGCAUUUCAGCUGUUUGCUUCCGGAUGUGGGAGUGGAAACUCACAACAAGUCUGCAGUGAACCACAGAAAUCAGGUUCACAAAGCCAGCAGUCAACAAAUAAAGAUAAAAAAGAAAGGCACAGAGAGAGCAAGCGAGAAAAGUUUAUUUACUGACAAAAUUGUCUUCAUAUUGAAAAAAGUCAUCCAUAUAAAAUUUCUGUUUGCUGACAGUGAGAUCAGAAGUGGAUAUCUUGGAUGAGUGAGCACUGUGACUUGAAGAGUCAAAUCGAAAGAUGCAGGUUGCUAAUGAAUACAUAUGUGAAGCUGUUUGCUAAAGCCAGACAGAAAUAUGAAAGGUUCAGUAAAAAAAGAAUUCACGGUGAGGACUAAUUGUGCAGAUAAGAUCUCCCAGCAUACAUUUCAUGAAAGUAUUUAUUAAAAGGAGGCUAGACUAAAGCACUCAAAUCAUCCCAAGGAAUCUCAAGACAUCCUGUGUUUUUCAGUGUAGACAUAUACAUUAUCAAACUCUGACAAGAUGGAUAAAUUUCGUAUGGUGUUCCAGUUCCUGCAGUCCAAUCAGGAGUCUUUUAUGAAUGGCAUCUGUGGUAUUAUGGCACUGGCAAGUGCCCACCUCUAUUCUGCCUUUGACUUUAACUGCCCCUGUCUACCAGAUUAUAACCUCCUGUAUGGCAUGGGCAUCCUUUUUGUGCCCCCAGUUGUACUGUUCUUACUAGGCUUUGUCAUGAACAAUAAUGUGUCUAUGUUAGCAGAGGAGUGGAAGAGACCCACUGGAAUGCGACAAAAGGACCCAUCUGUUUUACGUUACAUGUUCUGUUCAAUGACCCAGCGAGCACUUAUUGCCCCAGCAGUUUGGAUCUCAGUUACACUGUUGGAUGGUAAAUGCUUCAUCUGUUCCUUCAGUACUGAUAUACCCCUAGACAAACUGGGAAAUCAAACAGACCAUGAGCUUUCUGAAAGGGAACUCAAAAGAAUUCUAGCUAGGAUACCAUGUAAGGAUAUUUUCAAUGGACACGAAAUUGUUUCCAGAGAAGUUGCUGCAAGGUACCUACGGUGCAUCUCUCAGGCAGUUGGGUGGUUCUUUGUGUUGACAAUAACUUUUCUGGCUUUUUUGGUAAGAGCCAUUCGUCCAUGCUUCACUCAGGCUGCCUUCCUGAAGACCAAGUAUUGGUCACAUUAUAUAGACAUCGAACGUAAGCUCUUUGAAGAGACCUGCACAGAGCAUGCCAAGAGCUUUGCCAAGAUCUGCAUUCAGCAAUUCUUUGAGGGCAUGAAUAAAGAAAUGGGGCUCAGACAUGUCCAUUACCAAGAAACUCAAAAAGAGGAAGACAAGGAAGAGACAGAGAAACUCUUAGGUGUCACAGACCAAGGCACAAUGAACAAAGUUCUAAAGAACUGGCACAGGUGCAAACCACCUUUAAAUCUUAACCAUGAUGUGUGUCAGAAUGGCAAUGCCAGUGCAUUCAACAACCAUAAUGUACAGUUCAAUAACCUCAGUUUACCCAGACGAGAAGUAGCAGCUUACUACAGCAAAGUCUGAUACAACAAGUAAUAAGCCACUCAGGAGGCAAGGAGAGACAAUACUGCCAUCAAAGUCAGUACCAAUGCUGUCACAUUCCAAACUUUUUAAAGAAGUUGUUUUUAUUUUUAAUUUUCUAAAAGUACAACAAAAAUACUUUGUGUGAUGAUGUUUGUCUGCUCCAGACCAGAAACAAAUAUUUAUUUUUAUUUGGCAAAUAACCCAAUAUUUUGCAUUAUUCUGAAUGUGUGUGAGGGACUGAAAGGAAAGCGGCAGAUCAGGUAUUCUUUUUUUAAUAAUUGAAUGAGUGCAGCACACAAUCCAAAAUCUAGUUGAACCUUAAAUUUCUGGUACCAAAAUGUUUCCUCUCAGCACUGUUUAUACAUUAUUAUGUUGACUCAACUGUCCCUGAUUUUGUAAAACGCUCCUGAUUUUAUCUCAUAUUUUUGCUUUGCUCCUUGUAAAAGUUUUGAUUGUUUUAGUAAAUCACUGAGGAGUGCAGUGAGUUAAUAAUGCCAGGCAUUAGAGUGUCAUUAUUGUUAUUUUUCAGAAAAUGCAUGUUGAUGCAAAAUUUAUUUCCUUUUUUAAGUGAAUUAGAAUAACAUUUAAAAUUGUCCCUGAUUUUUGGCCAUUAAUUGUCCCUGAUUUUUGGCCAUUAUUCUUGGCUUUAUUCAUAAUUCAUGAGUAAAGAAGUUGAGAAAUAAUGUAUAUUUUUUCUCGGCACUCCCAUUUCAGAUCUGGGUCCUAUAGGUUUACAGUGUUUGCAGUAUGUAAAUCAGCUUUCUUCUUUCAGCAUGUUAUAGAAAUAUUGUCUUACCUAGUUAAGAAAUAUGCAGAAAGAAACAUAAAUUAUAUGUAUGCCAUCUGUUUCUCUGUACUGUUACCACAAGGAUUACUUUUUAUUUUUGCACAAUAAACUGGUUGGAAUGUGAAAUUUUAGAAGUAGAAAACAAGAGCUAAAAGUAAAUUUACAAUCCUAAUUGUUAAAUCAGCAGUAUACAUUUAAUGUACAUGAUAAAUUGUCCUAAGUAAAACAUUUCGGUACUUACAUAUUAUCGCAGAUUUUCAUGGUUCCGAAUUUUGCAUACUUCUAUAGAAAGGAGGCCAUGAAACACUGCAAUGUGGUAUUUACAGUGUUUAUUGCUGAGGAUUAAGUUUGCAUUACCUUCAGGAAAAGAAACAUUUCUGAAAACCCUCUUCCAGUUUUUGUAUGCAUUACACAUGCACACUUACUUAUCAUGUCUGCUACCGUUCUGAUGAACAGAUUCCUUGCACUGAAUGGAAGGCUUCCUUCAGAGAAGGCAAACACAGACACAAAAAAGAUUGUUAAAAAUAAAAUGUUAACCAAAACUAACUGUAAACAUAUGAGCAGGUCACACUGAAAAACCAUGCUACAUGCCACAAAUGACAAGAAGAAUCGCGCUAUCAGGUAGUAAGAUAUUUUCCGAAGUGUUAGUAACAGGAGGUGUUUUCAGAAACUGACUUUGUAUCUUCCAUUUUGUGUAAGGUGCAGGCAUUGCUUGCUUCUCAAAUGGGGACAGUUUCUAAUAGUACCUUAAGUGAAAAUCUUGAUACAUAAAGUAGGAAAGGCAGCAAUCCUUGGGCUUGACAAAUGUACACUGUAGAAGGUUGCAGGGUGUUUUUGGUUACUCUCUUUCCCUUUCCUGACAUCGUAGUGAGAAAUGCAGGUACUGUAAAGCUUUUCGGCAACAUGGAGUUACAGGAGCAAUGAGGCGCGUCAUCCACAAGUACAAAAUUUCACCCGUACUCCUCUUCUGGGGUCAUACCCUCUUAGACAGACUAAUGCUUAAUUCUCGACACACCCCUUUUUAGGUUAAGCAACCUGUUUCCGUGCACACUGACAGAAUAAUGUCAGUGCGGAAAUCUGGUUGCGAUAAUACUUAAGUACCAACAUUUCUUAUGAUUGCACAUGUAAUAAUCCCAAUUUUUGUUUUCAAGAAAGCACAUCCAGUGUCGUCUUAUAACUGCAUCCCUAAUUGGGGAUCUCCACUAAUCACUAGAGCUGAAUGGUUACUGGGGCCAGUCUUCAUAAAGACACACUAGAAGUGUGCUAAUAAAUAAGCAAACAUCAUUUCUUUAACAACAGAUCUGAGUUCUAGCAGAUCAGAAGGAAUGUAGUAAGCAGACAUUCUGGUAGUGACUGCAGGUAUCAUUACAAGAUCUACAAGUUUUAAUAUAAAACUGAAAACAGCAUCAAAUAGGACUUAAGCAACUUGAAUUACAAGCAUAUGAACAUAAAGAGAUGUUGAAAUUAUGUAGUGUAUUGAGCCAAUCACAUUGUGUCAGUGGAAAUUGCCCUGGUGCUCUCUCCUGCCCUUUCUCCAUUCUUUCUUUGAUCUCUUGAUUUAUCUUUAAGUUUUCUUUCUCUCCCAAGCAAUUUUGAACACUUAAUUAACAUAUACUGUCCCUGUACCUCAAAUGAUGUAUUUCAUGGCCUUGCCAUCAUCACUUCAAAAUGAUACUUUCUCACAUCUGUCUGGAGGCGCCACUUACGUACACAUUCUCUUUAUCCCCCACAUUUACCCUCUAAUGAUGCAGUUCACUGAUAAAGCUUGUGAUUCAAAUGCCCACUUACUACAAUGCAAAAGAAAGUAACUUGAAUUCAGUUGAAGAACAAAUUAAAUUACAGCGAGAAUGAAUGCGCUCAUGGGGCAUUAUAAGUUUAAUUCUUCUCUUUUAAUUUAUCUUGGCUACAUCAUUUCAAACAGAUGACAAUAAUGAAUCAGACAUGCAGCUUAAAGCAUUUCUGCAAAUAACAGUGGCAUAAAGGAGUAAGUCCCUAACUACAGACAAGCAACCCAAGUUCAAUUACUAGGUCAGGGAGCUUUAUAGCAAUGGAAUGGGAUGAUGGGAAGACCCAUAAAGGGGAAAGCAAGGGAAAAGCAAGGAUGCAAACUUCCACAAUUCCUAAGAGGAAUGGCAGUUUUGAAAAAGAACAUCCAGGCAUGAGAAUAGAUUUUAAUUCACCAACCAAGAGCAUGAAGGUAUACUUCAACAGUGAGUGCUGAAGUGUAUGUACUUGCAAAGAGGAAGGUAUAGUGGGUCUCCAAUGUGAUGCAGGUAGCUUGUCCUUCAACCGAGAGGGUGCAGUUACAACUACAGAUAACAUCCUCAGUUGCUGGGAUGCCAGCAAGGGCACAAGCAACUGUUGUGGCUGGCUGUAUGACAACUUCCCUGGAUGUCUCUCACCUGGUACAACACUGGGGCAGAGUCCUUUAUAUGGAGGAAUACAAUGGUUCGAUUGGGGAUGACUUAGUGACCAGAAGGAUUGGGAGCAAAAGCAAGUCAAACUAUUCUUCCAACAAUGGUGGUUGAUCUUAUAAUGUUUAAAUAUUGAGAGUUUAGAGAUGCAGGGGAUCUUAACCCCCCCCCCUCCAAAAAAACAAAUCUUGUAGAGUAGUUUUCACAGUUUGUCUUUCUUUUAGCUGGUUGUUGUAUGAUCAGUGCAAGAGCUCAUAUUCCUUUCUAAACUCACUGUAAUAUUUGAAACAAAAAUGCUAGACAAGUCUUGCCUCAGGACUAAGUCCACAGCAUUCCAUUGCUUACUGCUUAUUCGAUCCAUUUUAAUUUUCCAAUAAACCUUAUGUCUUAGACAGUGUGAAAGGUCUUAGUGAAUUUUUGAUCCACCAUUUCCAAAUAAUUUCUCUCAUUCAGUCUGAGAAUAGGAUGAAGCCACAGUAGUAAAACAUAUGCCAAGCUGCACUGUCUACCACUGAGCAGAGUAUUAAUAUCUAAGAACUCCUCCUGUCUCCUGUACAGAGUAUUUCUGAUAGCAUUCCCUAGAAUGGAAGUGAGACUAACAAACCAAGCUCCUUCCUAGAUCCACCUUUAUGUAAAUGGGGCCAUCUGCACCAGACUCAAGUCUUGCAGUAACUCUCCAAUCAUUAAACAGACUAUAUAGAUAUAUUAGUGCUUCACCGAAAACCAUUGCCAGCUGUUUUGGCACCCUGGGGGGGCAGCUUAUUCACAUCUUAGCCUCAACUCCAUGAAGACUCUUUAAUCCUUUUAUACUUCUUUACCUAUCAGUCUUCUCUUUCUCCACUUGUUCUCAUUCAUGCCUCUUGUGUCUGCCUUUGCUGGAUCUCUGUCUUACUGCUGAUGUGUGAAUUCAGUGAUAAGAAGACCAUUCACUAAUUCAGCCAGACCUAUUUAUGCACAUAUUUUCCUCCAUGUCUGUUAAAUCUGCUCAUUAAUCCCAUAUUCUUUAAGAUAUCUGGGAAAUGUAUGCACCUUUAUGACUAGAUGAGUAUUGUUGCCUUUUAUGACAUUUUAAUAGGCCAUUUUCCACAUCCAGACAACUCAACGCAAACACACCCAAUGAUACACCCACACAUUGAGAGAGAGACACACACACACACACACACACACACA
Messenger RNA from Protopterus annectens (West African lungfish), 6052 nucleotides. RefSeq names its product calcium homeostasis modulator 1 (gene CALHM1). NCBI's taxonomy places the organism in Eukaryota, Metazoa, Chordata, Ceratodontiformes, Protopteridae. The transcript is spliced from 2 exons. The record is from RefSeq and is a predicted model, not a curated record. Gene Ontology annotation, molecular function: monoatomic cation channel activity. The coding region runs from base 659 to 1681 and encodes 340 amino acids.